Messenger RNA from Zootermopsis nevadensis, 2931 nucleotides. RefSeq lists its product as uncharacterized. The record is from RefSeq and is a predicted model, not a curated record. Lineage: Eukaryota; Metazoa; Arthropoda; Insecta; Blattodea; Termopsidae. Gene Ontology annotation, cellular component: membrane. Gene Ontology annotation, molecular function: transmembrane transporter activity.
GAAUCCUCUCGCUCAUUACUGUUGGGCGGUCGGAUCAGGUAUGUUCAGUGACACACAUUCUGCUGUGAGCUCUUGAUUCUGGUGGUUCUGCAACUGUGAUUUGCUUUUCGAAGAAAAAGAAAAGAAAAGAAAAGAAAGAAACGUCACAACGGACCUGGAUUGUACUUCACGUCAGCUGGUAAAGUGAUGUAACUGGAAAAUCUAAGGAAAAGCUGUAAGAAAAUGACACCGAGUUAUCCCUGGAAAUAGACAAACAACUGAAUAGCGACAAAGUGAAAAGUGAUAUCCGAUCCACAUGAUGAUCUUCAAACUUUUCUUCUCACGGAUCACCAAAGAUUUCCGGCAGAAGGAGCUUCUGCCCCUUAAAUUACUCUUCUUUGUCCACGCUUCAACUCUGUUCGUGCUGUACCCGUACUUGACAAUCCACAUGAGAGAACUGGGAAUCAAUGUGGAGGAAACAGCCAUAAUGUCGGCCGUGACACCCGUCGUGGCCAUCGUGAUGCCGCCUGUAGCUGGUAUGGUGGCAGACCGAAUAGGGAACUUCAGGAUUCUGCUGUCAAUUUUCUCGUCGCUGGGAGGUGCAGCUUCGCUACUCCUACUCCUAGUGCCUGUCGGUCGAGUGACUGUAACGUAUCCCGAGCGCGUGAUUCUCGACGUGGGAUGCAGCGUGGAACAGGACAGGAACUUACACCUGGGAUUGAGCCGGGAUCCGCCGUGUACCUUCGUGCCGGCUUUCAGCGAUGGAAAGAUACACCAGGUGGAGACAACCCUGGAGGCCUGCGGAUUCAUUUGCGAGUCAGUCACGGGAAGCCAAGUAACUCCAAUAUCACUCUUAACAAAUGACGAACAAGACAUGUCACAACGCAUCCUCCGGACUCAACGCUAUGACGUUAUGAUUAGUAGCGAUUUCCCCAAGAACGCGAAGGAGAUAUACUCCUAUGCACUCACAUCGGAACAAAUGCCGUCAGUCGACGAGGACAGGGACUUGAGGAGCCACCGCUUCAGGAAGAACAAUGACUUCUACCAAACCUCAGUUAGAAACAUUUCAAACAACUCGUUCUUCUUUCCAACCACCGGACUCUAUAACCUCUCGUGUGUCAUUGCAAACACGACGUAUAAGUGUCAAUUUGGCAACAACGCUAGUGUGGAAGAAGGAGUGUCGAGGAUCCAGACGUCCAGACAUCGAUUCAAGACAAGCCUACUUCUCGCUAAUACGAACGCCACAGACAACCUAUUCCUAGCAAUGGGGAUAAAAAACUGGGCUGGUGUGUCCAAGAAAAAAAUGAAUGCGACAUGCAGUGAUGCAUUCACUCAGGACGGCCGCAAAGUGAGUAUAUCAAUACCGCUGCUGGAGUCGAAUGACACAGUGCAGCUGUCCAAUUGCCGGCCUCGGUGCCUGCUGACGGCGCCGCGGACAGACGUCUGCUCAAACCUCGAAACAGAAGAGGUAUAUGACAUCCGAUUGACAUUCUGGAGCUACCUGGCGAUCAGGGUGUUCAUCGGCAUGAUCGGAGGGACGGCCUUCGCUAUGUUCGAGGGCGCGGUGAUCGCGAUCCUGAGGGAGCAGAGCGCAGACUACGGACUGCAGCGAGUCUACGCCACAAUCGGCGGCAUGAUCAGCUCCCCGUUAUCUGGGAUGAUGAUCGACUACGCGAGCAGAGGCAAGGGAUACACUGACUUCAGGCCGGCCUUCUACCUGUACGCUGGUCUCAAAAUUGCCAGCGGUCUGCUAAUGCUCACAAUCAACUUGGAAUUCAAGUCGCCCGCAAAUAAUGUUGUAUCUGACGUCGUGUCUGUGAUGAGGAACAUCGAGCUAGUGGCCCUCUUCAUCGCCAUCUUUGUGCUGGGGACGGCGUGGGGCUACAUCGAGAGCUUCCUCUUCUGGCUGCUGCAGGAUUUGGGAGCGUCUCGCUCUCUUAUGGGGAUAACGAUAACAGUCGGUGGCAUCGCUGGGAUUCCCCUCCUCGUGCUCUCUGGUCCAAUCAUCGACAAGAUAGGACACGCUAAUGUUCUGUUCAUUGGCUUCAUUUUCUACGCCAUCAGACUUCUUGGGUACUCUCUGAUCUACAACCCUUGGCUGUGUCUCAUUUUCGAGGCAAUGGAGAGCGUGACAUCAUCAUUAUCUUUCACUGCGGCAGUCACAUACGCUGCCAAGCUGUCAACUACAACCACCGACUCCAGCAUACAGGGACUGCUAGGUGGUCUCUACUUCGGCGUCGGCAAGGGUGCAGGCAGCCUUAUCGGCGGCUACAUGAUGAAGGCGUUCGAUACGCGCCCCACGUAUCGCAUGUUUGCGGCGGCCUGCGCUGUCACAGGGCUCUUGUACUUCGUGUUCAACACAUUCUACCUCCGGAAGAGACCGCAGGUUGAAGGCAAUGACAUUGUAAAGAAGAAGGUCCCUACGUCAGAACCCGGUGGUCCGGAAGAAAUAGGCUUUUAUAACAUUUCUAAGGAGAAAGGACUCAAUAACGGAAUGAACGAAAACAGAAAAACUGAAACUAUUCCUAUCAAGGCAUUGGGGCUGAAAUCCUAUUCAUCGGCAGAAGACAAUAAUUCGAAAAAUAAAGCAUCUGUGGAAUGCAAUGUAAAUUUUGGUUAUGACGCGACUGGUGAAGAACAGAACGUAACAAUGGGAGGUUCUGCAAUACAAAAAUGUGAAAAAGUUACGGACGACUCGAGAAAUGACAAACAAAAUGGAGAAGAGGAACAUGAGAAACACCAAAGAUUCUGAAAGUGCUGGAAAUGUAAUAAAAGAAGAAAAUUCGACAUAAUAAUGUGCUGUAAAUUACUAUUAUUAUAAUUAUUGAAGUCUAUAAAGUAGAUCAAAAUGUGACAUUUUACUUGAUAAAGGUUUAUAUGAUAAUUUUAAAGUAAAUCGAAUUGCAUAAAUAGAAUAAAGAAAUGUGAAAUAAAUCGAGGCGAUAAAUUCCA